AUGUCAAGCUCUGCAGAGCUGCAACGCGAACGCGAGGUGCAGACUUACUUCCAGAGCUGGCAAAUAGCACAAGGCUCUUCUCUCAAAGUCGCCCGAAAUGUUGAUGGAAUCUCUGCGCCCUCCCAAAUCAAUGACGCAAAUGCGCCUCAGCCUUCAUCCGACAAGGCUCUCUCUGCCUUUGCCCAACUGGCUGUUUUCCGACUCAACGUGAAGCGCGCUAUGGUCUCGCUCAUUGAUACGAACAACCAGUACAUCCUCGCCGAAGCCACGCGCAAUUUGCGACUGGGAACAUUGGCAGAAGAUCCUACCGACGCCGACACCGACACCGACAACAAAAGAACAUCUAGCAUUUCCGAAUACAACAGCGAACUGUGGUUAGGAACAUCGAUCCUCUCCCGCCCAGACGCCGUUUGCGAACAUUGUCUCAACAACUCCUGCACUGGUCGCGAUCCAGACGGAACAACAUACACAGCCUCCGGUCUAAUCGUACCCGAUUGCCGUCUCGAUGAUCGUUUCAAGUCCCGAGUAUACGUACAGUCAGAACCGGGAGUGCGCUUCUACGCCGGCGUACCCAUCUUUUCGAGGAAGGGUUACAAGAUCGGCGCAUACGCCGUCUCGGACGAACGACCCCGCGAUGGCUUGACGGUAGAGGACGUCAAGUUUAUGCAAAGCGUUGCGCAAGCGGUUACCGAACAUCUCGAAUGGGCGCGCGAUCGUGUUGACAGGUUUAAAGGUGAACGUAUUGUGCGUGGCCUGGCUACCUUUAUCGAGGGAUGUUCAAGCGACGACCCCGUCUUGUCAAAGGAUAAUCAGCCUCAACGCCCUUCGAUCAAACGACCACCAGGCAUGACAAUUUCAGCCACGCGACGCUCGUCACUCCAUAACACUAUGCGCAAAGUCGAUCCCGACUCUACUAGGCUGUCGCAGAAAGCCACAUCACCACCCCGCGCAACCAAGCCAAAAACGGAUGGGUUGUCCAGGAUGUAUCACCGAGCAGCAGACAACUUGCGAUCUUCAAUAUUAGCAGAUGGUGUUGUUCUUUUCGGCGCUACAGCCUCCAACAUCCAACACAUGAGUAAAACUGUUGAACCAGAGCACAGCGACAACACAAGCUCUGAAGACUUGCCAACACGGAUCGCGGCGGAGCCUGAUGGUUUUAGUACAGAAAGCUCUGACUCGGAAGCAUCACCAAACUCCAGGCCGUGUAAGUUGCUUGCAUAUUCGCUUGCUGACAAGACCCAGCCUAUGGAUCUCGAGAAAGGCCCGUCAUUCUCGAUUGGAACGCUGGAGAAAUACUUUUCCCGUUUCCCCAAAGGAAAGGCCUUUACAUUCACGGAGGAAGGGAUCGGUAUCUCUUCCGAUGAUGACAGUGCGAGCGAUGCGAGUUCAGUCCCGACAGCCGGAAGACAUAAACGUCACAGGAACAAGAACAAGGACAGAAUGGAUCACAAGGAGCUGCUCAAGAAGAUACCCGGAGCCAAGUCGAUCGUCUUUCUUCCGCUCUUUGACUACGUUGAGGAUAAACUGAUGGGUGGAUGUUUCCUUUGGACAUCAGCACCAGGCCGCAUGAUGAACUUGGACGAAGACUUGUCCUACCUCCGCGCCUUCGGCAACAGCAUCACGAGUCAAGUCGGGCGCAUUAACACGAGGAAGAACGAAGCGGCAAAGACUACUUUUAUUGCCAGUAUGAGCCACGAAUUACGAAGCCCUUUGCAUGGUAUUUUGGGUGCUGCCGAAUUUCUCAAGGACGCCGUGACCGAUUCGUAUGAAGUCGGCCUAGUUACCUCAAUCGCGACUUGUGGAAAGACACUCCUCGAUACGCUGAACCACGUGCUCGACUUUAGCAAGAUAAACAACCUUGGAAGCGGGCAGACGAGGAAGGGAAAGCACGCCAAGAUUAUUAGUUUGUCUUCCGAUUCAAUGGAAAGCUUGAAUAUGACUGCGGCGGUAGACCUGUCUGUCCUUGUUGAGGAGGUUGUUGAUGCUGUUGCCACCGGCCACAACUUCAAGAAACUCCCCAAAAAGUCGGCAGAACAAACAGGCGAAGCGAUACCCAGCGCAAAAGAACAAGUAGCCGAUGGCCUUGGAACUGAGCAUCCCGUAUCGAUUCUUUUGGAUAUAACCCCCAGAACAUCUUGGAUGGUCAAGACGCAACCUGGCGCCCUUCGAAGAAUUGUUAUGAACCUAUUUGCCAACGCUUUGAAGUACACCGCAAUAGGAUUUGUCUGCGUUUCGGUACGAGCCCAAGAGAUUAGUGACGACUCCAGGAUCGACGUCAUGAUCCGGGUUACCGAUACCGGGAAAGGCAUGUCCGAAGAAUUCCAACAGAACCGACUUUUUGUUCCCUUCAGCCAAGAAGACUCUUUCCAGCCUGGCACUGGCUUGGGAUUGAGUAUUGUCAAGCAGAUUGUGGAUUCGCUUGGAGGAACUCUCGAGGUCAAAUCGGAACAGGAUAAAGGCACUGAGAUUGAAGUUCGGUUGCGUCUGGACCCUGUUCCCGAAGAAGGCUCCAAGUCAGAAGAGCCUAUGCACACGGUGAAGCAAAAGCUUCAAGGACAGUCGUUGGUACUCUUGGAAGCAAGUGUGGAUUUCGAAACGGACAUCAUCUCCAAACAAGUCCAGGUGCGCAACGACGCCUUGAUUGAGAUUUUUUCAAACUGGUUCCACAUGAAGGCUGCGAGAGAAAUCGAUACCAACCCCCCAGAAGCCGACUUUUACUUGUACUGUGAGCCGCCAUCCGCCAAAACGUUGGAAAAGCGUUUCCAAGAUACAUUAAAGGAGGGUACAAGGAAUAAAAAGACACCCAUUAUCAUCAUCAGCUUGAACGAGGAAGAGGCGGCAAAGAUAUCAAGAGCUCAGACAACAGCUUUGGCCAAGUUGUCAGAUGUGGUUGAAGUAAUUCCACAACCAUGUGGCCCUAGAAAACUUGCACAAGUGUUUAGCCGCUGCUUGCAACGGCUCCAAGAAGUGAAAGAUGACGACGAUCAUGGCAAUCUAGUCCGAAGCGCUGCUACCGAUCAGAAGAAAAACCGGGGUCAGGACAAAUCUAAAAGAAGACACGGGGCAGAGCGUAUCAAUUCGACAUUGCACCGGAACGAGAAUAGUGAGUCAGAUUAUGCAUAUACAACUACGACACCACUGCCCGAAGAUGAAGAAAACCAGUCGGAAUCCAAAGGGGAUGGUUACAUCGGCGAGAAGAAAGGUCAAAAAAAUCAACACCAGCAAACGAAAAUUCACAGUAACUACAGAAAAAAGGAGGGGCCGAGGAACGAUGGCAAGCAUGAAGAGGGGAAGAUGGAGAAGAACUCUCACGAAGAGCGGGAAUACGGCCAGCCGGAUGGUCAAAGGCAAGACCGUAACGUCGCGCAGAAUGACAGGCCAGCACGGGAGUCACAAAAACCAAGCAAGCCAGAAAUGCCCAGCAAGGCCCACGUGUUGCUGGUCGACGACAACAAGAUCAAUCUCAAUCUCCUGACCAUGUUCAUGAAGAAGUAUGGUUUUACAUACGAGGAAGCGGAGAACGGAGAAGAGGCAGUCGAGACCUUCACGAAAUCGACCAUCGGCAAUGGCGAAACUCGGGGUCCUAUCAAGAAGCACUUUGAUUACAUCCUCAUGGACAUCAGUAUGCCCGUCAUGAACGGCAUCGAAGCGACAAAGAGGAUCCGAAAGGUCGAGGCAAAAUACAGGGUCCCUCGGACGACGGUGUUUGCGUUGACUGGUCUGGCGAGUGCGGAUGCAAAACUUGAUGCGAUAUCUGCUGGGGUGGAUUUGUUUUUGCCAAAGCCUGUCAAGUUUGCUGAGCUCAAGACUAUGAUUGAAAAUAACUAG
Fusarium poae is the source of this 3828-nucleotide messenger RNA. RefSeq lists its product as uncharacterized. The record is from RefSeq and is a predicted model, not a curated record. NCBI's taxonomy places the organism in Eukaryota, Fungi, Ascomycota, Sordariomycetes, Hypocreales, Nectriaceae. Gene Ontology annotation, molecular function: histidine phosphotransfer kinase activity; protein binding; phosphorelay sensor kinase activity. Bases 1 to 3828 code for a protein of 1275 amino acids. The transcript has 3 exons. Gene Ontology annotation, biological process: protein autophosphorylation; phosphorelay signal transduction system.